This is a messenger RNA of Ectocarpus sp. CCAP 1310/34, 725 nucleotides long. The record is from the annotation of a GenBank genome assembly. Lineage: Eukaryota; Phaeophyceae; Ectocarpales; Ectocarpaceae.
GGAGAAAAAAUCGCCAGCAGCCGCUGUGCACACACAGCCACAAACACCCACACGCGGACACACACAGGCCCAUGCCACGGGCGAAGAAGAGGAAGCUCGGCCGUGGGUCGGAUGGGCGGAUAGUUCGGAAGGCCCCGGCACAGCACCAUGAUCCUCCGGCGUCUGCCGCCGAUGUGCCUUCCGUUGGGGACGCACCCGACGACAGCAACGCUUGUGGCGGCAGCGCUUCUUCUAUCGAUGAAGAUGAGGAAGGGGCUGCGGCAAACGACGAAGACUGGUGCGAUGAGGAACCCAGCAGGACACACAGCAGUGAUGGGGGUCAGUCGAUACUACUGAGGUUCGCAGGGCGUGCUGUGGUAUCGGCAGCUCGAUCGGCAGCAAACAAACGCGGCGAGAAAAACAAAACCCGCCGUGUUUUCUCUGUCACGAAGCCAACAAUCCCGCCGCCGAAAAGCAGCUUUGGGGCGCCAAGUCGUGGGCUUGGCCAACACUAUGGGGAUGUUUCUGGAGCGUGCGCGACGGCAGCAGAUUAUUGUUGUUCGUUGUUUUUCUGGCCCUUCCGUGGAGUUGGCUGUAUCUGGCCAAUAUUUUUCUGACCCUUCACGCAGAGUGUUGCACGUGUAUUUUUUCCGGAGAAGUUCGUACUUGUUCCCGUGCGGUGUGGACACAGCAAACACCCCAGCAGCUGCAGUAGAGAUGUUGCGUUGCAGAUACUUAAUGGCGUG